CAUUUUAACUUUGUAGGUGUUCUCUCUCUCUCUCUCUCUCUCUCUCUCUCUCUCUCUCUCUCUCCCAUUGGUUUGUCCAAUAUCCUUUCUCAAAUAAUGGAAAGAAACAAGUUGCAUAGGCAGGUUGCUCUCGCAAGGCAGUCUCUUUUUGAUCAGGGAUUUCUUGAUGAACAAUUUCUCCAGCUUGAGGAACUCCAAGAUGAUGCUAAUCCUAACUUUGUGGAAGAAGUUGUCACAUUGUACUAUAGGGAUUCAGCUAGAUUAAUCCUUAGCAUAGAGCAAGGAUUGGAGAGGCAUCCACUUGAUUUUAACAAGCUAGAUAGCCAUAUGCAUCAAUUCAAGGGAAGUAGUUCAAGCAUUGGAGCCAAAAAGGUCAAGGCCGAGUGCACUCUCUUUAGAGAAUAUUGCAGAGCAGGAAAUGGAGAAGGGUGCGCCAGGACAUUCCAACAACUCAAGAAAGAGUAUGCAACUCUGAAGAAGAAGCUCGAGUCUUAUUUUCAGCUAGCAAGGCAAGUCGGGCCUGCUGAGACUGCAUGCCGCCGCAAGUAAGAAAUUAGUAGGAGAAGGAAGAGACGUGGGGAUAUAGUUGAAAAUGUUUUUGAUACUGCCUGCCUACUAACCCACCAGUAAAAUGGAAGAGUUUGUAUUGGGUUUAGCAGGGCUACAGUAUGGUUUCACUUAUAAGCUAUGUAUUGAAUGGAAGUGAUGUGCAAAUUUUUUUGCUACUUAUUAAACUCCUUUUACAGAUUUUA
Messenger RNA from Ricinus communis (castor bean), 752 nucleotides. RefSeq names its product histidine-containing phosphotransfer protein 4. The record is from RefSeq and is a predicted model, not a curated record. NCBI's taxonomy places the organism in Eukaryota, Viridiplantae, Streptophyta, Magnoliopsida, Malpighiales, Euphorbiaceae. Bases 97 to 549 code for a protein of 150 amino acids. Gene Ontology annotation, molecular function: histidine phosphotransfer kinase activity; protein histidine kinase binding. Gene Ontology annotation, cellular component: cytoplasm; nucleus. Gene Ontology annotation, biological process: cytokinin-activated signaling pathway; phosphorylation; phosphorelay signal transduction system. The transcript has 6 exons.